This is a messenger RNA of Opisthorchis viverrini, 312 nucleotides long. RefSeq lists its product as hypothetical. NCBI's taxonomy places the organism in Eukaryota, Metazoa, Platyhelminthes, Trematoda, Opisthorchiida, Opisthorchiidae. The record is from RefSeq and is a predicted model, not a curated record. The transcript is spliced from 2 exons. Bases 1 to 312 code for a protein of 103 amino acids.
AUGCCACCCGAGGAAGGCACGAAGUCUGAGGUACUGUCAGGUUGCCCAAGUCUAGGCACGAGCAGUCGAAAUACCGAGGUUAAGUUCGAAUCACAGAUCUUCCUGUCACGAACUACAGGAGAUAUUCUGCUGUUGGACUCGAUCCUAUCUGAUACGUCCCCAAAUUCGCCAGGCCUUGGAGGGCACCUCAAUGGCCACCGAACUGCACAUCCCCAGUAUGAUCGUCCAUGUCUACUUUUAGCGGGGGACACGAAAUCCUGGAAUUCCAAUGCCAAUGCCCUCCAAAUGGAUGUAGACGCUGCCAAACAGUAG